Messenger RNA from Epinephelus fuscoguttatus (brown-marbled grouper), 1779 nucleotides. Its product is annotated as C1q-related factor-like. Gene Ontology annotation, molecular function: protein binding. NCBI's taxonomy places the organism in Eukaryota, Metazoa, Chordata, Actinopteri, Perciformes, Serranidae. The record is from RefSeq and is a predicted model, not a curated record. The coding region runs from base 98 to 1045 and encodes 315 amino acids. The transcript is spliced from 4 exons.
UAUGUUCCCAGGGUCCUACAUUAAAUUUCAACUCAUGCUUUGAGAGAAGAGACUCUCACGAUCACAUAGGAAAGUGCCCUCCUCAGCCCUGACUCAGAUGGUGGACGCACUCCCCACAGUCACCAUUUCCACCCCGGAGAGUUCCACGCUGGCAGCGCAGCCCCUUCCCCGGCUGAGCAUCGGGCGGAAGACCCUGGUGGCAGCUGCUGUGGGGGUCAUGCUGGUCCUGGUUCUGGUGGUCCUCAUCCCUGUGCUGGUCAGCUCCGUUGGCACAGGUGGCUCAGAUGACAGCGCAAGCCACUACGAGAUGCUGGGUACCUGCCGAAUGGUUUGUGACCCCUUCCCAAACACGGGCACGUCGGACACAGGUGUGCACACGGGGACAGAUACAGCAACCACAGGCCUGCAGGUGGACAAUGAUGCAGACCUGAGUGAUCACAGCAUUGGCCCACCGCUGCCUACAUACAGUGCUCAUGGCCCACAAGGCAAACCAGGACGUCCGGGCAAGCCUGGACCCCCAGGACCACCUGGAGAGCCGGGCCCACCAGGACCAAAGGGGCCACCAGGAGAUGGUGUGGACAUUGUACGGACGGGGAUUCUAGGUUUAGGGGGUAUAGGGGCAGUUAGUACAACCACAUACAACACCACGCCUCGGGUGGCAUUUUACGCAGGACUACGAAACCCUCAAGAAGGUUACGAUAUUCUACGGUUCGAUGAUGUGGUGACUAACAUUGGUGGUAACUAUGAAGGCGCUACGGGCAAGUUCACCUGUAAGAUUCCUGGCACCUACUUUUUCAUCUACAAUGUGCUGAUGAGAGGAGGAGAUGGCACCAGCAUGUGGGCUGACCUGAUCAAGAACGGUCUGGUCAGGGCCAGUGCCAUUGCCCAAGACCAGGACCAGAGUUAUGACUAUGCUAGCAACAGUGUCAUCCUUCAUUUGGACGCAGGCGAUGAGGUUUUCAUAAAACUGGAUGGGGGCAAGGCCCAUGGGGGCAACAGCAACAAAUACAGCACCUUCUCAGGGUUCAUCCUCUAUGCCGACUGAAGACCAGGCCAGUACGUGGGCUCAGAGGUGAAAGGUCACGGCCAGAAGACAUUCACUUCCUGACUUUCGCUUGGCUCUCGCUGUAAGGUUAAUGUUGCCCAUAGCCACUGAUCCACAGUCCGGUUGUUUAUACAGAUGUUUCAGGUCAGCAUUGAUACAGUGACUAAGGCUGUGGGUCUGUGGUUAUCCGUAACUGUCUACCUCCUCAUCCAUAUGCUCCAUUGUAUACGGGGUGCCUAUGCCACUAUUCUGAUGGACGUGAGCAACGCAGCAGUGACAAGUCAUGUCAUGUGUCACGCUGAGGUGCAGUAACAGUUCUGACAGUGAAGAAGCCUCACCAUCAUUUUUCAGCUGUCAUUUCAAUUUCAAGUCUGGAAAUCUAACAGUCGUGGCGACUGCAGUGUUUGUAAAUGUGCUGUUUAGAUUUAUGUUAAGAUUAUGUUCCCUCAUGCUGUUUGUACAAUAACAUGUUGUGCUUCAAUGACUGAGGAGAAAUGCUAAGUUGUCAAAUGUUAAGUGCCAAAGUGAGAUUAUGCUUUUUUUUCUGAAUGGCAGAUAGUGUCACAAAAUGUAUUGUGUCUCAGUGUGAUGAUUUGGAAAACAUCAUCUGUCAUAUCAGCUCAUCAUAUAUUUGACAUAUUGUUAAUGUAUAAACUGUAAAUUUGAUAUUGAACCUUGAUGUCCGAACACAAUCAAAGUAGUGUACAUACACCAUAUUGUGUGUCUGUUAAAGA